Labrus mixtus (cuckoo wrasse) is the source of this 2880-nucleotide messenger RNA. RefSeq names its product solute carrier family 30 member 5 (gene slc30a5). The record is from RefSeq and is a predicted model, not a curated record. Gene Ontology annotation, biological process: intracellular zinc ion homeostasis; zinc ion transport; transmembrane transport. The transcript is spliced from 16 exons. Gene Ontology annotation, molecular function: zinc ion transmembrane transporter activity. The coding region runs from base 439 to 2772 and encodes 777 amino acids. Lineage: Eukaryota; Metazoa; Chordata; Actinopteri; Labriformes; Labridae. Gene Ontology annotation, cellular component: Golgi apparatus; membrane.
AUGUUUACCGUGUCCGGAAGUGCCGUGGCUCUUUGGCCAGGCUGGACGUUUUAUCCUGAAAUCUCACUCUCUAGUUGGUAUUGUAUUGAAGUUAACCCACAUUUCGCAAAUUAUUUAACUCGACUACGACUAAAAACAUUAGUUUGACGUACAACGUACACUUAAGGAGCGUCGUAGCUCAAAACUGACGAUACAAAGUGCUCAUUUAACCGGCUUGCUAAACUAGCUUACAGGCUAAGAGGACUGACAGCUGACUGUAUGCUGUUUCCCUGUUUACAAUUCAUUUAAUAGAUUUAGCAAGUUUGAACGAAAGACUGGGUUACAACCAGAAGCCGCCUGGUCAUGGUCUUCACCACACCACCAGUUUCAGGGUCGAGAUGACAGAGAGGUUUUUGUUUUUGUGGACAUAAUUGAAGUGGUCGAGUGUGAAGAUUAAACAUGGAAGAUAAAUACAGCAGCAACGUGCUGUCAGGAGGGAAGCUGGGCAUGGUGGAAGUACCCAACUCUAGGUUAACAAGAUAUAUAGUUUUACUCAUUAUUACGAAGAUCCUAAAGGCCCUGGGGAUCUUUGAAUCUUAUGAUAUCCUCAAAGUGGUUCACAUUGUGCAGUUCAUCUUCAUACUUAAAUUAGGGAGUGCUGUUAUUCUGCUUUUCUUUCAAAAGCCUUUCUCCUCAGGAAAAGCCAUUUCAAAAAGACAGUGGAUAAAGUUACUAAAGCAUGCUGUUUUCAGCUGCAUCAUCUCCCUCCUGGGCUUCUUUGGCCUGACCCUCUGUGGCCCUCUAAGGACGCUGUUACUUUUUGAGCACAGUGAUGUGGUGGUUCUUGCCCUCCUCGGGGUUCUGUUCACCAGCUCAGGAGGAGGACCAUCCAAGACUCGAGGAGCGGCGUUAUUCAUCAUCGCUGUGAUCUGCCUUCUGCUCUUUGACAAUGAUGAUCUCAUGGCAAAGAUGGCUGAGCACCCUGAGGGACACCAUGACAGUGCGCUCACUCACUUCCUCUACACUGCCAUUGCAUUUUUAGGGGUUGCAGAUCAUAAAGGUGGUGUAGUGCUGUUGGUGGUCUCCCUGUGCCUGAAGGUGGGCUUCCACACCGCCUCCAGGAAACUAUCUGUUGAACUCGGCGGUGCAAAACGCCUCUAUGCCUUAGACAACCUGGUGUCUGCUGUGGUGCUGCUGCCCUGGGUCAUCGUGCUAUCAGCAACAACAGAUAGUAAAGUAGAAUCCUGGUCGUCACUUGUCCUGCCGUUCGGGAUGAUCAUCUUCUCUGUAAUGAUCCUGGAGUUUUACGUUGAGGCCAUCUGCAGCGCUAAGAUGGAGGCGCCGAGGUGUGCCCGCUACGGCGCCAUCUCCCUCUUCCUUAGUGCCCUCCUGCUGGCUAACUUCUGGACUCACCCGCUGACCGACCAGCUGCGCUCCAUGAGCAUACCCCAGCAGGUCAGCACAGAGCACGUGCUCUCUGGAGGAGUGAUCGUCAGCGCCGUCUUCUUUAUCAUGUCAUCCAGCAUCCUCUCAUCUCCGUCUAGAAAAGGUCAGAAGGGCACCUUGGUGGGAUAUUCACCUGAAGGGACCCCUCUGUACAACUUCAUGGGCGACGCCCUACAGCACACGUCACAGUCCCUCCCUCGGUUCAUCAAAGAGUCCCUGAAACAGAUCCUGGAGGAAUACGACUCCAGACAGAUCUUCUACUUCCUGUGUCUCAAUCUGGCGUUCACGUUUGUCGAGCUGUUUUAUGGCGUUUGGACCAACAGUCUGGGUUUGAUCUCUGACGGCUUCCACAUGCUGUUUGACUGCUCCGCUUUAGUCCUGGGUUUGUUUGCUGCUCUAAUGACGCGCUGGAAAGCCACCAGGAUCUUCUCCUACGGGUUUGGUCGUGUUGAGAUACUCUCUGGAUUCAUUAAUGGCUUGUUCCUGAUGGUCAUCGCUUUCUUUGUUUUUGUGGAGUCAGUCACACGUGUGUUGGAUCCUCCGAAUAUAAACACUGACAUGUUGACUCCGGUGUCUGUCGGAGGCUUACUGGUCAACCUGGUCGGUAUCUGCGCUUUCAGUCACGCUCACUCCCACGGCAGCAACAAAAGCUGCUCCUCGCAUGACCACGGCCACUCACACCACGGCCACUCCCACAGCGAACACAGCCACGGGGGUCACGGACACUCCCACGGCGGACACGGACACAGCAGUCAUGGGCAUGGUGGACAUGGGCACUCCCAUGGCUCGGGAGGUGGAGGCAUGAACGCUAACAUGAGAGGUGUUUUCCUGCAUGUACUUGCUGAUACGUUGGGCAGCGUCGGAGUCAUCAUCUCCACCAUCCUCAUCCGUCAGUUUGGCUGGUUGAUCGCUGACCCCAUCUGUUCGCUCUUCAUCGCCACGCUCAUUUUUCUCAGCGUCAUCCCUCUGCUGAAGGACGCCUGUGAGGUUCUUCUUCUGCGAGCCCCCCCAGAAAAUGAGAAGGAGCUGAACAGUGCGCUGGAAAAGAUUGAGAAGAUUGAAGGAGUUUUGUCGUUCCGGGAUCCUCAUUUCUGGAGACAUUCAGCCAACGUGAUCGCAGGGACCAUCCACCUCCAGAUCAUGUCAGACGUGGUGGAGCAGAGGAUCAUACAGCAGGUGACAACCAUUUUGAAAGACGCCGGGGUGAAUAAUUUGUCGGUGCAGGUGGAGAAGGAGGCGUACUUUCAGCACAUGUCUGGACUCAGCACAGGAUUUCAUGAAGUUCUUGCGAUGACUCAGCAGAUGGAGUCCAUGAAAGACCUGAAAGAUGGGACGUGUAUCAUGUGAAGAACAUUUUUUGGGACCAAAUGAAACUCGACAUUCAGACUCUUUUGCAUUGAAAUGUACAGUAUAUGUGUGUAUGUGGUUCUAAUAAAUCUGAAUAUAUUGGUUUUA